AAUAGGCUCUGCCUGGAAGCUUUAAUUGCAAUUCGUCAUUUUCGCUAUGUACCGAGACUAAUGUGUAUGCAUAUUGCUUAUGCCAGGUUUCUUGUUGUUCUGCGGAUGUCACCUAGCCCAAUUGUGACCAGCUGACGAUCGAGAUCAUCAAUGUGCAUAUAAAAAGCGAUUUACUGAGGAAGAAUACUAAUUUUUUUUCUCAUACCUAAAUUCCUUAGAUUCUUGCCCGUUGCCGCCAUCGCAAUGUCAUUUUUCGAACCACCUCCCAAACCAGAGACGCCUUUGGGCCUGCAUCGAAUACUGUCUCCUACAGCGUCAGUGAAAGUCUCUCCCAUUGCCUUUGGUGGUAUAAGUAUCGGGAGCUCAUGGGCCGAAUUAUUCGGCAAGAAUGAAGAGCCGUUCAAGCUUCUUGAUGCCUACUUUUCCUUGGGGGGAAAUUUCAUCGAUACCUCGAACGUGUACAAUUCGGAGGACUCGGAGAAACUCAUCGGGGAUUGGAUGCAAGAUCGUGGGGUGAGAGACCAGAUGGUUAUCGCUACGAAGUACACUGCUGGUUAUCAGUCUUACAACAGAGACAAAGUGCCGAUGCAGAGCAAUUUUACUGGUAACUCUGCUAAGAGCAUGCAUGUUUCCAUACGGGAUAGUUUGCGGAAGCUGAAGACGGACUACAUCGAUAUCUUAUUUGUUCAUUGGUGGGAUUUCGCGACUUCGGUGGAGGAAGUCAUGACGCAUCUUCACGCAUAUGUGAUGGCUAGGCAGGUUCUCUACCUUGGAAUUUCUGACACGCCUGCAUGGGUUGUGGUGAAAGCAAAUGCCUACGCUCGUCAACAUGGCUUAACUCCAUUCUCUAUUUACCAAGGCAGAUGGAAUGCUGCUUUUAGAGACAUGGAGGCUGAAAUCAUCCCCAUGUGUGAGGACCAGGGAAUGGCAAUUAUGCCAUGGGCCGCUUUGGGUGGCGGGCAGAUUUUGUCGAAACAACAAAGAGAGAACCAAGCAAAAGACCCAAACGCUCGUAAGGGUUAUGGAACGAGGGAAGCAGAUAUCAAAAUCUCCGAGGUUCUAGAGACCUUGGCCGAGCGGAAAGGCACUUCAGUACAGGCAAUGGCCCUAGCAUACCUCUUUCAUCAAUCUACCUAUGUGUUCCCCAUUGUCGGAGUCCAGACCGUUGAGCAUGUCAAGUCGAUGCCAGAAGCCUUGCGCUUAAAGCUCUCUGACGAAGAGAUCGAAGAGAUACAAAAUGCGGUCCCAUUUAACCCGCUGUUCCCUGUAAAUUUCCUGUUCAACUUCAGAGGAACCCAAAAAUACAACACGAAGCUUACCGCCGCACACAACCAGCAGUAUCAGAUGGCUGCUUGGAUCGAUGCACCUCCCAAACCUCUUCCUUAUCGGCCACGAGAAAGCGAGUAGUACGAGCGUCUCAUGCAGAAGCUAGAUCGCGUCAAAGAAUGAAAUCUUCUUACUUAUUUCUGGUCUCCUCUAAUUCUGUUCAUCUUUUUAAGAUGGAACGGCUUGCGACGAGCCGACGUUAUGGACAUUCACGGCUUGUUUCAACACUAAAUAACCUCAUCAUUUUUGGGUUACUCGAAAAUCAGACUGCCUGUCAGUCUUCGGCAGGGAAAUGAAAUUUGCAGGCCUUAAUUCAUAUUUUGAAUAUGAAAUGACAGUCGUUACAUGCUCUUCAAGCAAGACUGCCAAGCGAAAGUUAUUCCUUGAAUUUGAGGCUACAAUGGGUUGAUAGCGACACAACUCUCAAAAAUCUAUAUUAAGUUAUCAAAAUACGGCCACGUAGCUUAGCGCUUGCGAUUUCAUCGGGUCACCUUUGUCAAUGGAACGG
Messenger RNA from Verruconis gallopava, 1834 nucleotides. RefSeq lists its product as uncharacterized. Bases 244 to 1407 code for a protein of 387 amino acids. The transcript has 5 exons. NCBI's taxonomy places the organism in Eukaryota, Fungi, Ascomycota, Dothideomycetes, Venturiales, Sympoventuriaceae. The record is from RefSeq and is a predicted model, not a curated record.